Octodon degus (degu) is the source of this 2717-nucleotide messenger RNA. RefSeq names its product monoacylglycerol O-acyltransferase 1 (gene Mogat1). NCBI's taxonomy places the organism in Eukaryota, Metazoa, Chordata, Mammalia, Rodentia, Octodontidae. Gene Ontology annotation, cellular component: endoplasmic reticulum membrane. Gene Ontology annotation, molecular function: diacylglycerol O-acyltransferase activity. The transcript has 7 exons. The coding region runs from base 1 to 1068 and encodes 355 amino acids. Gene Ontology annotation, biological process: diacylglycerol biosynthetic process; triglyceride biosynthetic process. The record is from RefSeq and is a predicted model, not a curated record.
AUGAAGGCCUGGUUGGGGCUGCUCAGAGUCCUGGUGGAGCAGCUGCUGCAGUCUAUAAUGGUGCUGCAUGUUGUCUUUCUCUUCGUGGUGUUUGGUGUGGAGAACAUACAAGGACACAAAUGCCAUAAGGAGCCCACUACUGUGCCUCUUCCUGCUCCAUCAAGCCUUGCCAUCUCGAUAAUAGUGAUUGUCUACAACUAUUGGUUCAUUUACCUCCCUUAUCUGACAUGGCUCUACUUUGAUUGGCUGACCCCAGACAAAGGAGGCAGGAGAUCUUCCUGGGUCAGAAACUGGAAUUUAUGGAAAUACUGUCAGGACUAUUUUCCACUUAGACUUGUCAAGACUCACAAUUUGGAUCCACGUCACAACUAUAUAUUUGGUCUUCACCCUCAUGGAAUACUGGCACUUGGAACUGCUGGGAAUAUUAACUUCAGAGACACAGACUUCGCAACGUUGUUUCCUGGUUUUACUAUAUAUCUUCAUGUGACUUCAUGUUGGUUUCUGUUCCCCUUGCUUCGAGAAUAUAUGCUAAGUAUUGGGACAGUUUCAGUCUCUAAGAAAUCUUUGUCCUACAUAUUGAGCAAGGAUGGAGGAGGAAAUAUUUCAGCCAUCAUCAUUGGGGGUGCCAAAGAGGUACUAGAUUGCCACCCAGGGAAAUUCAUCAUGUUCAUCCGUGAGCGGAAAGGAUUUGUGAAACUUGCUUUGACCCAUGGUGCCCACUUGGUCCCCGUGUUUGCUUUUGGUGAGAAUGAUCUGUACAAUCAAGUUGAGAAUCCUGAAGGAUCCUGGCUUCGAGCUGUCCAGGAAAGACUGCAGAGGAUCCUGACUUUUGCUGUGCCACUGUUUUAUGGCAGAGGGUUUUUUCAGCACAGAUUUGGGCUACUGCCACAUCGGAGACCUGUGCACUCUGUCGUGGGCCGCCCGAUCCCUGUUCAGAAGACGCCGAACCCGACCCAGGAGCAGGUCGAGGCGCUGCACCAGACCUACAUGGACGAGCUGACCAAGUUAUUCGACGAGCACAAAGGGAAGUACGGCAUUGCGGAACACGAGACCCUCAUUCUUCGAUGACUCGACUCUCCCGAGGCGUCCGAGAGCCCCGGAGAGCUCCCAUUAAAGAGAAUAAAUCCUCUGGAAGUUAAUCGUCCCCUCCCCCGCCCCCAACCUUGGAUUCUGGAAUCAGAUUUGUAACUGAAAAGUAUUGUGUACGGGGACAGAUGUUGAUUUUUACCUCUAGUAAAUAAAAAAAAUACAGUAGAUGACAUACAACAAAAGAUUGGAGAUGACUGUGAGAUUUUUAAUGUUCUCCCUCGUUUUGGAAGAGUAAAACAUCUCAUAGAUAGUGGCAAGGUACAAAAUUAUUCAUGUGCUCCCCUCCAAAUGGAAAAGUCGUGGCUCCCAAAAGUCCAUUGUGCUAAACAGCACAAUCGCGCAAGGUGUUGUUUUCACUAAGUAUGACAGCUUUUGUUCAGCACCACUGGGACAUUUAGGAGACUGUGUAAAAUAAUUCGCUUUAUCCAGAAUUAGAAGAGGGUUUUUUUUUUUUUUUUUUUUAUAGGACAGCUCAGCAUUUUUAUGCCAGUUUAGAAACAGAAUGAGUUUGUCACAGGGAAACCCAGGAGGAGGAAAGCCCGUUUCCUCAUUCCUGUUCCUGCGUGCAGCCUGCAUAUUGCCUUUAGGCAUGGAGGUCUAUUGGUGAGACAUAUUUUCAUACCUGAAUACUGGGAGUUCCUAAAGCUUCUCCCGGUGACAGGCUCACUUUUACGUUUCUUCCCCAAUGGUCUUUUCAUGUACCACAAGCUCUGAGAGAAAGCACCCUUCCUGGUGAGAGGUGUCCAGCUCACAGCAGUCUGAGGCCAACCAGCGUGAGCAGGGAGUCGUCUCUCCUGCUUCUGGUGUCUCCCAAGGGCAUGAAAUAAACACUUCUUUAGUGAGUGCUUUGGUAGUCCAGCAUACACACUUUGCUACCCUGUGAGGAUUUUUAAAGCUCAUCUCUAAUGUGAGCCAUCCAUUAAGACCCAUGUCAUGUGUUCAGUCUAGAAUAGUCCCAAGAGUCUCAUGUGCUUAGAAGAUGACUCAGUCCCAGGGGCUCUAUACUCGUUGGUGGAUCUCUCCACAAAUGAGUCCAGUAGCUGAAGGUGCAGAUAAGAGGGGGCCCCGGUUAGAGGUGAAUCACUGGGAGUGUGACCUUGGAGGGGAUUGUCUUGUGCCUGGUUCCUGUCUUCCCUCUGCUUUCUGGCAGCUGCGGCCUGGAGACCCUAAGAACUGAAGAGAGGACCCCAGUCUCUGCCACAUGUACUGAAAGAUACCAUGGUCCAUAAGCCACCACCCUCUGUCUUCUUCUUUCUCAUGAAGUCAGUCUGCUGCAGAAUUAGACUAUGAGUUAAAAUAAACCUCCCCUCUUUAAAGUGUGGGUAUUAGGUCUUUUUUUCCCAGUGUCAAGAAAGUGACCAAAUUGCCCAUUUUUAGAAGGAGAAAUUUCCUAUGUCCAAUGGCCCUGCCUCAUAAACGGAUUGUAUGAUAAGGUGUUUCGUCAAUAGCAGUCCAGAAGGAGGGUUCUGAUUGGUAGUUGCUAAGCAUUAAGUCCCUGAGUAAGAAAGCUGCCUUGGUUCCAAACAAUGUCCAUCACCGCUGUCUGCAUCUAUGCUCAAUCCGUGCUAGGUGUUAUGAUCAGUGAGAUGGAUUUGCUUUCUGACUUGUUGGUAAGAGGUCCUUCAGCU